Messenger RNA from Fusarium sp. VM40, 1569 nucleotides. The record is from the annotation of a GenBank genome assembly. Lineage: Eukaryota; Fungi; Ascomycota; Sordariomycetes; Hypocreales; Nectriaceae.
AUGGAGUCGCAGCCGAAGUCGCCGGGCAACACCUUUGUUCCGGUAGAUGCGGAUAUCGGAGUGCUUGGGACUGAAAGAGACGAGAGUCCAACGGAAGAAUCCCCCCUUUUGCGUAAUGACACACCUAGUGCCGAUGAGCCAUCAAAGGCUUUCCGAAGACGCGCCUUGGGUAUGUGCAUGUUGGCAUUGCUCAUGGUAGAAGUGAGCCAAUUCAUCAUGAACCCGCCCACCAAGAAGAUCAUUGAGGACAUUAUUUGCCGACAACACUAUCCGGAUCAUGAUAUCAAGGUGUAUUGGUUAGAAGACAGUCGCUGCAAGGACAGCCCGGUCCAAAAGACUCUGGCUAUGGUCCAGGGCUGGUCCCAGGCUUUCGAGAUGGGAGUUCCAAUGUUGACGCAGUUCCCCUACGGUAUCGUCGCCGAUAAGUAUGGAAGACGGCUUGUGUUGUUCCUGGCAAUGCUUGGGUGUUGUCUGUCGACGUGCUGGCUCUUGAUAGUUUUGUUGUUCCCCGACGUCUUCUCCAUCUGGGCUAUACUCGGAGAUAGCGUCUUCUUCCUGAUCGGCGGUGGAGGCCAAAUGGCUGUUGCAAUGGUCUAUACAAUCGUUGCCGACGUUGUCCCUGUCGAGGAACGAACAGACAUGUUCUUCCGUCUUGUCGCCCUAGUCUUGAUCUUCAACGUUGUGUUUAACCCGAUUUCCGCAUGGUUGCUCCAGUAUGACCCCUGGCUGUCUAUGUGGAUUGGCUUUGGCUUCAUGGUAUUUGGAACGCUGUGCAUUCUUCUUAUACCAGAGACCAUGCAUCUUCGGCGCAAAGGCGAUGUGCAACACAAUGCAGAGCACGAAAACGAGCAAAUUAACGGCGUUUCCCCAAGCAAGCACCACGUUAUGAAGCAAGCUUGGUUCAGUAUCAAGAAUGAUAUGCAGCACGUCUGGCGUUUCAUCUUUGCAUCCAAAAGCAUCAUGAUCCUCAUGUUUGCUACUGCCUUCUUCUUCCCAUCAAGGAUUGUGCUCUCGGGAAUACUGCUGCAGUACAUGUCCAAACGUUUUGAAUGGUCAUGGUCAAAGGCUACAUACGUCUCGACCAUUGGCAUCAUUGCUACAGUGGUGUGCUACCUCGUGAUAUUGCCCGUCACGUCCGACUUACUUAACAAAUCUCGCCGCUACAAAUCGCACCCCAUUGCACGAGACCUGCUCCUCUCUCGUAUUGCGAUAAUAAUCAUGGCAGUGGGAUGUUUGUUGAUGGGUCUUGCUGGGACCCCUUGGCUCUUCGUCAUUUCUCUCAUUACUGUUAGUCUCGGUAACUCUUUCGUCGCACUUAGUAGGGCCCUGAUCAACGCUCUGGUUGAGCCUCAUACCAUUGCAACGUUGAACACCACGGUCUCGCUCAUUGAGGUGACGAUGGGUCUCUCUGCGCCUGCCAUGGGCUGGCUCCUGGCUCGUGGUAUGGAACUAGGUGGCGGAUGGAUGGGAUUGCCUUUCCUGGUGAACUGUGGAUUUGCGGCGCUAACAGCUGUUAUGCUGUUUAUGGUGAGGAUUCCGCAUGGUGUUGCUCAAGCCCAUGAGGGUUGA